AUGGCGCUGGAGCGGGCGCUGCAGGCGGCGCGACAGGGCGACGUGGAGGCGCUGCGGGGGCUGCGGGCGGCCGGGCUGCUGCGGCCGGGGCUGCGGGACGCCCUGGGCGCGUCCCCCGCGCACCACGCCGCCCGCGCCGGUCGCCUCGCCUGCCUCCGGUACCUGGCGGCCGAGGCCGCGCUCCGAGGGGACGCGCGGGCGCGAAACGGGGCCACGCCGGCCCACGACGCCGCCGCCACCGGCAACCUCGCCUGUCUCCAGUGGCUGCUCACGCAGGGGGGCUGCGGCGUGCAGGACACAGACAACUCUGGUGCCACCAUCCUACACCUGGCAGCCCGCUUCGGUCACCAUGAGGUGAUCGACUGGCUCCUCCGCUUUGGAGGCAGCGACCCCACGGCAGCCACCAACACGGGAGCGCUGCCCGUCCACUACGCCGCGGUGAAAGGGGAUUUCCCUUCCCUGCGACUCCUCUUGGGACACUGCCCCAGUACGCUGAGUGCCCAGACCAAGACGGGGGCCACCCCGCUGUACCUCGCCUGCCAGGAAGGCCACCUGGAGAUCAUCCAGUACCUGGUGCAGGACUGUGGGGCUGACCCCCACGCGCGCGCCUAUGACGGCAUGACCCCUCUGCACGCCGCCGCCCAGAUGGGCCACAACACCGUCAUCGUAUGGCUGAUGAGCUUCACCACGGUGAGCCUGUCGGAGCGGGAUGCCGAGGGUGCCACGGCCAUGCACUUCGCCGCCAGCCGCGGCCACGCCAAGGUGCUGAGCUGGCUGCUGCUGCACGGCGGGGAGAUCACUGCCGACGGCUGGGGCGGCACCCCGCUGCACGAUGCCGCCGAGAAUGGCGAGCUGGAGUGCUGCCAGAUCCUGGUGGUGAACGGUGCCGACCUCAGCAUCCGUGACCAGGAUGGCUACACGGCAGCCGACCUCGCCGACUACAAUGGCCACAGCCACUGCGCCCAGUACCUGCGCACCGUGGAGAACAUGAGCGUGGAGCACCGCGUGCUGUCACGAGACCCCUCGGCGGAUGGGGAAUGCCGACAGCCCGACUCGGGCAUGUCAUCGCCCAACACCACGGCGUCGGUGCCCCAGGCGCGCUUCGAGGUGGGCUCCCCUGCCAGCACCCUCUCCAACUACGACUCCUGCCACUCCAGCCAGUCCAGCACCGGGGAGAAGAGGGGCGGCCUCCCAGGGGCCCCCGCCGCCCGUGAGUGCGGGGCCAGGGGGCGCGGGGCGGGGGGUGCGGGUCCAGCCCCCCCUGACCCCCUGCCCUGCGCAGGGGUGCCUGAGCCGGCGCUGGCGGACAUGCAGGCGUACAUGGACAUGCUGGACCCUGAGAUGCGGCCACGGGGCCGGGGCCCAGCAAGCGAGGGUCCCCCGCCGCCACCACCCCCUGCCUUCCCCCCGCCACCACCCCCACCCCCCAGCACCCGGCCACCCCCUCCACCCCCUGGCUACCCUGCACCUGCGCCCCCCGCUGCCCCCCACACCGCUGACAUCUACGUGAGGGCCAAGAACAACCUGCGGCACGUGGAGAGCCAGGCGCUGCGCCGAGAGCUGGCAUCGCGUGACAGCAGCCCCGAGGGCCUGCGCCGGGCCGACUCCAGCAGGCGGUCAAGGAAUUUCGGCAAGCAGCCGAGCACCGGUGACUACUACAAGCACCUGGGGCACGUCGUGGCCGAGCAGCCAGGCCCCCAGCGAAUGGCGCACACCGAGGAGGCAUCACCCAUCUCGGCGGACACCAUGAGCAAUGGGGAGAGCAAGUCUGGUGCCGAGCUGCCGCCUCCACCGCCGCCCCCACCACUGCCCGACACCGCCUGCCCGACGCCCCCACCGCCGCCUCCACUCGCCGAGACUCCCGGGGGACCCCGCCGCUCCUCCUCCUCCACGGGAAGCACCAAGUCCUUCAACAUGAUGUCCCCCACCGGCGACAACUCGGAGCUGCUGGCCGAGAUCAAAGCUGGGAAGAGCCUCAAGCCAACGCCACAGAGCAAAGGCUUCACCACUGUUUUCUCCGGCAGCGGCCAGGCAGGGGCCAACGCAGAGUCGCCAGUGUCCUCCCCGUCACCCACCAGGACGCCCACCCCGCCGGCCACCCCCGAGGCUGCUGGGCCACCACGCUGCCUGGCAGGGGGCUCUCCGGAGCCCGUGCUGAACGGGAGCUCGCCGGUGCCGGCAGCAGGCGCUGGGCCAGCGGCGGAGGUGGAGGCGCUGGUGCCGAGCCAGGACGAGCACGGCCGGCCCAUCCCCGAGUGGAAGCGGCAGGUGAUGGUUCGCAAGCUGCAGCUCCGCAUGCAGGAGGAAGAGGAGCAGCGGCGCAAGGAGAAGGAAGAGGAGGCGCGCCUGGCCAGCAUGCCGGCCUGGAGGAGGGACAUCCUGCGCAAGAAGCUGGAGGAAGAGAGGGAGCAGAAACGGAAAGAGCAGGAGAAGCUGAAGCGGGAGGAGGAGGAGAAGGAGAAGGAGCAGUCGGAAAAGCUAAGGACUCUCGGGUACGAUGAGACAAAGCUGGCGCCCUGGCAGCGACAGAUCAUCCUCAAGAAAGGGGACAUAGCCAAGCACUAGCCACGCCACACCGCACCCUGGCUCUUCGCAGCAGGAGGAGACUGGCAGGUCCUCCCACGGACCGCGACAUGCUUCGGCACCCUCCUCCUGCCGUGGAUGGCCACAUAGCCCAUCCCACAGAAACCCCCCCACCGCCCCAGGCACCCGUAGCCCCCCCUACCCCACACCCCGCUGCCGCCAGCCCGCCGCUCCCCCGUGCUGCCCGUUGCAAAGCGAGCCGCGGCGGCGUGGGACGCGCGG
This is a messenger RNA of Passer domesticus (house sparrow), 2805 nucleotides long. Its product is annotated as espin-like. Gene Ontology annotation, molecular function: actin filament binding. The record is from RefSeq and is a predicted model, not a curated record. NCBI's taxonomy places the organism in Eukaryota, Metazoa, Chordata, Aves, Passeriformes, Passeridae. Gene Ontology annotation, biological process: actin filament bundle assembly. The coding region runs from base 1 to 2565 and encodes 854 amino acids. Gene Ontology annotation, cellular component: cytoplasm. The transcript is spliced from 13 exons.